Molecule: messenger RNA, 2116 nt
Organism: Pseudophryne corroboree (corroboree frog)
Lineage: Eukaryota; Metazoa; Chordata; Amphibia; Anura; Myobatrachidae
Gene: MFSD6L
Product: major facilitator superfamily domain containing 6 like
Exons: 2
Coding region: 114-1997 (627 amino acids)
Cellular component (GO): membrane
Source: RefSeq, a predicted model, not a curated record
GUCAGGAGUCCGGGAGACCCUCCGCAGUGAGCCCGCAUCCUCCAGGGAGGAGGGGAGCCCUGCGUGGCCACCGACAGCAGGUCUUUUGGAAGUGGCUAUUCCCAGCUGAAGACAUGAGUGCCACCAAGCAAUGGGACAUCAGCAAAGCCCUGGCUGUCGCCAGCUUGUUCCACUUUUUCCACAAUUUUGGAAAGUUCUGUGUGAUACCUUUUUUAACCAUCUUCUUUCGAUACCUUGGACUGAGCCCCCCGCUGGUGGGCAUUGUAAUGGGAAUAAAACAUAUCAUCUAUGUUUUUUGGGCUCCUCUCUGCUCUUUUGUAGCUAGGAGUAACAGAAAGAGGCGGUUACUGAUCACGUCAUCUCUGUUUUUGUCAGCCGGGGCAGGGUUAGCCCUCACUUUUUUCCCACCCCUAGAAAAGGAUGUGGUACUCAAGUACUGCAAUGUUAGCCUGCCUUGGAAGGACAGACUGACCACACCAGCUGCUUUGGACUUUGAAAUGUUUGGGCCUGAUCUAAAUACAAGUUUUGUGGCGACGGUAGCUCCUCCUACUACUACUACACUGGCUACAAGUAUGUUUACAAAUCUCAGCCACACAACAAUUACAAACUCUGUUAUGAAAACAAUAAGCGCUUCUAAAACUUUGGAGGGCUCAGAUGCCACAGAUGUAAUUGCUCACCUUUCCAGUCCAACCCCAACUUCUGAAACCUUUACUCUUCACCAAAAAAGACUUAAACACGUUACCAAUUCAAGACUACCCAAGAAAAAAGUUGGCAUCAGUAGUAGUAAGUUACCUGCACGCGAUACAACAUCAGCUCAAGCACAUCAAGUUGAAGGGAAUGGUUCUGAUUCUCCUGCUUUGUCACCAAAACCUAAUGCCUCCAAGCAUUCUGUUCAUCAGAAAAAAGUCAGAGAUGUGAGCGUGAGCCAGUCUGUACAGGAAUAUUUUCUGGAUAAAGAACACAAGACAUUCCUGAUUGUUUCAGGAAUAAUAAUUGUUUGGGCAGUUUUUGCUGCGCCAUUAGAGUGGACAGCUGAUGACAGUCUUUAUGAAUAUCUUGAUUUUGUAGAUGCCACGGACAGGCACAAUAAUGUUUGGUUUUGGCGCUAUAUGGGAGCUUGCCUCGGGUCAUGUUCCAUUGUUUUCCUGAUAGACAAUCUCAGCUGUUUCCUUAUUGCCGAUAUCCCCCAAGUCUACCUCCAUUUCUAUGGGUACUCUGCUUUUAUGAUCAUAACGCUAAUUCUAAGUACUUUUUAUCCUAUAUAUGUCUCCAAGAAAAGUGAACAUGCCAAUAAGACUAUAAAAGCUUUAGGCCUCAUUGGAAGUGACGGUCGGAUUAUCCUACUGUCUCUCACUGUCUUUUUGACAGGUGCUGUUGGGUCCACUGCACAUAAUUUCUUAUUUUGGCAGCUGCAGGACAUUGGAAGCACUGAACUUUACAUGGGUGCCUCUAUCUCUCUUGCACUGUUUUCUGAAGUUGUACUUCACUUUUUCAGGGAACAACUAUUGAAGGCCUUUUCAUUUAAAUGGACAGUAGCAUUUAGCCUUGGUUGUCUGGCAGUGCAGUUCCUAUAUUACUCCUUUUUAUGGACUCCUUGGGCUGUGUUGCCCAUUCAACUUCUGAGUGCCUUCAGCAAUGGAGUUCUCUUUUGGGCAGUUAAUUCCCAAGCAGAAAAUGUUGCCACACCGGGAACAGAGAGAUCUAUCCAGCUUGUUCUUCACUGCCUAUCACAUGACUGCGGUGCCAGCAUAGGCAGCUUUGCCAGUGGUUUCAUUAUCAGUAGUUUCAGCCUCCCCAUAUUAUACCAAGCGUGCUGUGUGACUCUGCUGCUGUGGCUGUUAGUAUUCUUGCUGGUCCAGCCCAGGCUCCCACACACAAAGAAAAUUAAUUAUUCACGACUCCUUGCUGCUGACAACAGUGAUAUGAGUGACUCUGAAGAUGAACAGGAAAGAGAUUGGCUUGUCAAGGCCAUGAAAGAUGAUACAAAAAAAUGGUAGCCUACAAUGAACUGCAUGAUAGCCAAUGAGGCUAACAAUAGCAUGGGUUCUAUAUUCUAGACCAAUCUAAUGUAUUUUGCCUAUGUAUGCGAAUGGAUAAUAUAAUUUUUUAUUACAAA